UAACAAUAACGCAGCCUUGUGUACGUGUGGUCUAAUUAUACGCGCAGGUGCAGAUGUGUUUGCGAUAAAUCUAUGUAACAAUGUACGAUUUACAGAAUUUCUCUCAUGUGAAAAUGGAGGGAUUUUGAAAGUUGUGGUAAAGGAAAGAGGGCACCGUUAUCAAAUAUUUACACCUAUUGGUACAUGGGUAGAUGCAAAACUACAUGGCGUAGGAACAUACAGCGGUUUCAUGAAUGUAGAUAUAAUGAUGGCUCCAAAAGAUCUUGAACAAACAGAAAGGCUUUGUGGGUAGUUUGAUGGAAAGCAAGACAAUGACUUGAGAGGGAGAGAUGGGACAAUUUCAAAGAAACAACCCCACCUGCAUAUUUAUCGUCGUCACCAUGAUGCUUUUUCUAAAAGUUGGAAACUAGAAGACGAUGAAAAUCUUUUCAAAGUGUAUAAAAAGGAAUUUAAAAAAUGGGAGUUAUCAAACGCCUUAUAUUGUGUAUGUAAGCAAGCGCUAGAGGGAUCAGCUGGAACUACAGGUCGUGUUGCAAAGGCAAUAUGUUCCCCUACUCAGUAUCUAGACUGUCAUUUAACUCACGGAAGUACCACGUCAAGAAAAUGCAACAAGGUAUCGACGCAAUGAAGGGCACGCAGCAUUCAACAGAAGUCAACAAGAGAGAUGGAAAGACUAAUGAAAUUAGCGUAUGAAUCUGAUACGAAACCCUAUCGAAUUAAGAGAGAAGAACAGGUACAAUAUAUUACUGAAUCAGAAGCUGAAGAUAUCUGUGGAAACAUUAUAAAUGGAUCGAUGCUUGUAACAGACCUUUCAGAUGCUCUUGUCGGCGAAGAUCCAAAUGCUGUCAUCGAUCAGUGUAUGUUUGAUGUCAUGACAGGAAAUGACGAAUCCCUUGCUGGCGUACAUGCUGAUGCAAUUAAUACUGCAGCGAAGAUGAAAUUUUCACGUGACCCUGUGUUUGUCACUAAUCAUACUGAAACAGUCUAGACACUUUUAUUAAACACUCCUGUCCUGGAAACUGCAGUCAACGAGGACAGUGUUCCAAUG
This is a messenger RNA of Ruditapes philippinarum (Manila clam), 1048 nucleotides long. RefSeq lists its product as uncharacterized. The coding region runs from base 665 to 988 and encodes 107 amino acids. Lineage: Eukaryota; Metazoa; Mollusca; Bivalvia; Venerida; Veneridae. The transcript has 5 exons. The record is from RefSeq and is a predicted model, not a curated record.